This is a messenger RNA of Closterium sp. NIES-67, 2391 nucleotides long. The record is from the annotation of a GenBank genome assembly. Lineage: Eukaryota; Viridiplantae; Streptophyta; Zygnematophyceae; Desmidiales; Closteriaceae.
CGGUAUUUUUUAUCGUCCUUGUCAUUGCUUCAUCAGUCCGCUAGAAUUCAGUCCGUCGCGUAAAUUAGGCGUCGUUUAUCUCAUCGCGACAGCCUCCCCGUUCUUCUUAGACUGAAAUAUCUACUGUCAAUCACCUUCGUGUCGCAGACAGUCGCGUGCGAUGGGCACAGUAACGGACGACAGACCUGGCGACGGUCCCGCAGCCCGCGAUGCCUCCGCCACCCCGGCCACCGCCAUCGCUGCGGCUUCCGGAAAGCGCAAAGAGCGGGAGGAAGGCCCGGGGACGGCGUGGACGCGGGGCAGCAGAGGGAGAACCGCGAAACCGGGGGAACGGCGGAAGCAGCGGUCGGGCGGAGUGCGGGGGAAGCGGCGGAAGGGCGGAGUGUUGGGGGAGCAGAAACGGGCGGAAGGGGAGUGGAAGCGGGGGCGGGAGCGGGAGCGGAAGCGGCGGAUCUGGGUCCAGUGGUGGGACCGGCGAUGCCUAAGGCGAAGAAGAAGAAAAAGCCGCUGGAGUUCGAACGAGUGUACCUGGACGCGCUGCCGAGCGCUGAGAUGUAUGAAAAGAGCUACAUGCACCGAGACUGGGUGACACACGUGGCCGUCUCAGAUGCUGAUUUCAUCAUCACAGGCAGCAGGGACGGCCACCUCAAGUUCUGGAAGAAGAAGGCAGUGGGGGUGGAAUUCGCAAAGCACUUCAGAGCACACCUGGGGCCGGUGGAGGGGCUUGCAGUCAGUGCGGACGGCACUCUCUGCUGCACCAUAAGCUCCCAAGACAAGGCAGCCAAGAUAUUCGAUAUAGCCACCUUCGAUAUGAUCAGCAUGCUUAAGCUGCCCUUCGCUCCCUCCGCCGUCUGCUGGCUCUUCAAGCCCGAUAACGCUAAAGCGAAGCUCUCUAUAGCGGAUAAGGACUCCCCGGAUAUUCAUAUAUUUGACGCGAGGGGUGGGACGAACGAGGCGGUGGGGAGAGUGAAGGUGCACGGGGCGCCGGUGGUUGCCAUGCAGUACAAUACCGCGGCUGAUGCUGUUGUGUCUACUGAUUCGAGUGGGCUCAUUGAGUACUGGAGCGCAGAGACUUACACAUUCCCUUCCUCUCGCGUUCGCUUCAAGUACAAGAUUGACACGGACCUGUAUGCUCUGGCAAAGGUUAAAACCACGGCGCCAUCACUGGAAAUAUCCCCAGAUGGUUCCCAGUUCGCCACAGUAUCACCGGACCGGCGCAUUCGGGUCUUCUGGUUCGCCACGGGCAAGCUCAGGCGGACCUAUGACGAAUCUUUGGAGGCAGCACAAGAGCUCCAAAGAGGAGACGUGCCGCUCUAUCGUCUCGACGCGAUUGACUUUGGGAGGCGACUGGCGGUGGAGAGAGAAAUGGAGCGGGAGAGGGAGAAGGAUGAUGAUGUGCCAACGCCCAAUGCCGUCUUUGACGAGACAGGCAACUUCAUCAUUUACCCAACACUUUUGGGGAUAAAGGUUGUGAACCUGCAUGAGAACAAGGUGGCUCGCAUCUUGGGGAAAGUGGAGAGCAACGAGCGGUUUUUGCGCCUGGCGCUGUACCAGGGGGGCAAGGCGGCGAGGCGGAUAAGGAAGAUAGCGUCCAUCGCCAACUCGCAGGACGCUAAAGGCGGGCCGUCGGUGGAUCCCACCGUUGUUGCAUGCGCCUUCAAGAAACACCGCUUCUACCUCUUCAGCCAGCGCGAGCCAGAGGAGGGCGAGGAGCCGUCUCAAGGAAGGGACGUGUUCAACGAGAAGCCACCGCCCGAAGAGAUGCUCGCUCUUGCUGAUGUUGCGAGAACCAGUGCCUCGGCCUUACCUGACAGUGUGGUCGUGCACACCACUAUGGGCGACAUCCACCUGAAAUUGUAUACGGAAGAAUGCCCCCGCACUGUCGAGAAUUUCACCACGCACUGCGGCAACGGGUACUACGACGGGCUGCUGUUCCACCGCGUGAUCAAGGGCUUCAUGGUGCAGACGGGGUGCCCGUUGGGCGACGGCACGGGCGGCCAGAGCAUCUGGGGGGGAGAGUUCGAGGACGAGUUCCACAAGAGUCUGCGCCACGAUCGCCCGUUCACACUAUCAAUGGCCAAUGCCGGCCCCAACACCAAUGGCAGCCAGUUUUUCAUCACCACUGUUGCAACGCCUUGGCUGGACAACAAGCACACUGUGUUCGGACGCGUGGUUAAGGGGAUGGAUGUUGUACAGCUCAUUGAGAAGGCCAAGGUGGACCGUAACGACAAGCCUUACGAAGAUAUUAAGAUUCUUAACGUUACCGUGCCUAAGUAGGGCCUUUCCUGCGUGCUGAUUGAUGAAUUUUGCUCUGGUUUACUUACGCUGGACCGCAACUAUUACUUUAACUGGAAGUUAUAGCUUUGUAACGAAGAAUUGAAUUGUCCUCUC